CAUCACCGUUGGUUUUGUUAUAUCAACGUUACUGAACCACCUUUCAUGUGAACUUGGCUUGUCCCUUCGAAUUCAUCUCCCCAAUACUUACGGCAAACACCUAUCUAAUAUCUCCAAGAGCUACUCCGACCCAAUACAUCUGAAAGACUUGUCAUUGGUUAUUACGACUACCGAGCAGGAAUUCUGAAUAAUAUCACACAACAUGGAGCAUCCAGUGAAGGACGUCCGCCGAGUCAUUCGCACCCUUUGCCAGGGAAGCCCGCAAGAACAGGGAGAAACCCUUGAGCGUUACUUCACGCCUUCGGCGUCGUUCGUUCACCCCUUCUGCCGAGUUCCCCAUUUCGACAAGAUCUACAUUCCUGGAUACGGUUUCCUGAAUUCGCGAGAGCUUAUUCAGUACAUCUAUAAGUGGUACAAGAUUCUAAGUCCCAAGAUUGAUAUCGAGGUCGAAUCAGCCGUCUUCGACCAACGCCUCUCCCUCCUCUACGUCAACAUCGCCCAAACCUUUUCCAUCUGGUUCCUCCCCUUCCACAAAUCCCCCGUCCGCCUCGUCUCAGUCCUCCACCUCGUUCCCGAAGACGAAUUCAAGAAUAACAACAACAACUCCGGGAACCUGCGCCGCCGUCUUGCCAGCAAUAUCAAGAACCCCUUGUCAAAACAAGAAGCCGACGACAACGACUCAGACUACUCAGACUCCUUAGAAGGACCCAGCUACGCCUCGGUAGCCGCCGGCGACGCCACACCAGAGAAAACGGAGGAGGGAAUCCCCAUGGUUCACCCGCCCAACCCAAGCAACCCGGUUGCUGUCGAGAACGCCCCCGUUACCUCGUCUUCUGCUCGGGCAAGUGGCGAGGCGGAGAGACUAGUCAACGGUGACAACAACGGCAACAGCAGCAAGCGGUACCUGAUCGCAAAGCAGGAAGACUUUUACCAGGUGAACGAUUUCCUCAAGUUUUUGUUUUCGAGUCCGGGAGCGUGGGUGUGGUAUGCCAUUCAGGUGUGGAACUCGAUCUUGUGCGUGGUGGGCGUGGUACUGUUUGAGCCGUUGAUCAGGGCUCUUGGGAUCAGGAGGGAAGGGGGCGGAAAGCCUAAGUGGACGUGAGUUUCCGAGGAUGUUGAUUGUGUAGUGGUCUCCUGGAAUCUCUGAAAAACCCCUAUGAGUGGGAGGGGAGCAAGAGAGAAAGUGAAUAUCAAACCGGAUGAAAGAGUUUGGACGUUGCAUCAUAACCUGAGGCCUCACAUUAGACACGACCUGCAUCGAUAAUGAUAGCCAUAAUCUAAUUCCAAAUGUCGCACGGGGA
Molecule: messenger RNA, 1301 nt
Organism: Neurospora tetraspora
Lineage: Eukaryota; Fungi; Ascomycota; Sordariomycetes; Sordariales; Sordariaceae
Exons: 4
Coding region: 203-1102 (299 amino acids)
Source: RefSeq, a predicted model, not a curated record